GUUCGGACAUGUCAAACAUCCUUGUAGUUAUCCUGAUUGCAUACCUUGCAUACGCAGAAGGAUCACCGGUAAGAGAUCAUGAUCAUGUCACCAGGAGCCCAUAACCCGGAGAGAGUAACUUCCAUAAGCUCCAUGUAAAGAAAUCCAAGACAGUGUUGGAUUCUGGAUCCCAUGGUAUAGAUUCCAGAUUCCAGGUAUUCUCCGGAUUCCGGAUUACUUGUCAUGGGAAGGUGGAUUCCGGAUUCCUUAAGCUGAAUUCUGGAUUUCAAAGCCCAGGAUUCCAGUUUUCAGAAGCAAAGCUUUCCAGAUUUUCCGAAAUAAAGAUUACCUUAUAUGGGGCGUUUCCAUGUACUCGUGCCACGACGUUUUCAUCGGUUCUCAUCAGUUAAGGGCUCCUGGUUUCACAUUCCUUUCUUUUAACUUAUUUACAGUUGAAGCACGAUGCGUUUUCUUUUUUUUUUUUUACUUUCUGUAAUACCUGUAACUUUCAUGUUCCUGUGUUUUCACUGUCACUCAUCAUUUGAAAAGGGUGCUUGAGGAAGGUGCGGUAUCAUUUCUUCUCCAGCAAGCUAAUGAUGAUUUUACAAAACAAAAUUGGAAUUUUAUAUAGUUGGUCAAUUUUUUGGCAUUUUCAAUGAUGGCAUGAAAGAGUAAAAAUCAGGUUGUUUCUCUCGCAAAAACGCAUAAAGAAAAUGGUUCCCGGCUUGUGUUUAUAACUUUGGGCGGUAUUUCUGCUAUAGGUAGGACUACUGACGUUGCACUUUGGAUUCCUUUUGUUUAUUCAUUUAUUGAACAUUGAAGGGUAACCACAACAGUGAGAUAAUUCGCCGAUUAGUGUAGGUUCAAUCCCUUUCCGCCAAGCAACCAAGAUUUGUGUCCCGUUUAAAAAAUAUAACAGCUUCUUCUACCAAAUCAAUUAACCUUUGUGUGAUUUUCUCUCCACAGCGUCUUAUUCAAGGUAAGAGUCAAAUUAUAGUCGUCAUUACACAUUUUAGUUCAGAAUCAUAAUGAAAUGAAUAACCUCAAUCCUUGAAUCACAAUGGAGCAUGCUUCUCCUGCGAACCACGCCCUUAUACCUGUAAAAUCGCCGACAUUCAAAAGAAAAAGGAGGUUAAAACGUCUGGUCACUUUAUUCAACAAGCUUACGUUGCAACUGUCCCAACAAAUCGUUGCCCCCUUAACUUUGCCACCUUGUCCUGACUUUGGAGCAUGCGCAGCCAUAACCUGUGGACCACGCUUCUCCUGUGAACCAUGUCCUUGUGACUGUAACAACGCCGGGUGCGUUCCAACAGCACCGCUUCCAACUCCAGAUAAAAGUCAUUUACUUAGUCUUUUUGAUCUUAAAUAUGAAAUGCAAUAGGCCAUUUCCGGGUUCCAAAAACCCUCACUUUCAAAACGAGGCUAAGUGUAAAACCUUUCUUAUGAUAUUGAGCUUCAUUUGCAUCAGAAUAAGAAAAACCAUUUUCAUAUCAAUGGCCUAGCACUUAGCCUCGUUUUGAAAUAGAGGCCUGGGGCAACUCGAAAAUGGUCUAUUAAAAUGGAAGGUUUAUUUACAUAAAUAAUCUAUUCAGUUCGACUCAACAAGCCCAGGAUGUCAAUGUAGAAACAAAAUUCUGCAAUCUUGGCCUGACUAUGGAGCAUUCGCAGCCAUAACCUGUGGACCAGGAUUCGGCUGCCAGCCAUGUCCUUGUAAUUGUGAAAUUGCCCGGUGCGUGCCAACUCCUUCCCGAUAAAAGUAAUAUAGUGUUCUUUUCCUUUUAAAAAGUUAAAAUGCUUUAUCACGUUAUUCAACAGGCUCAGGUUGCAAUUGCUCUAACAAAUCUUUCACACAAUUUACCACCUUGCCCUGAUUUUGGAGCAUGCGCGCCAUAACCUGUGGGCCAGGCUUCUCCUGUGAGCCAUGUCCUUGUAACUGUAAUAUCGCCCAGUGCGUCCUGACAGCACCCCUUCCAACUCCAGGUGAAAGCCAUCAUGUAACUAUAGUCUUUAACUUUAAAAUGUAAAAUGCAAUAGAAAUAAAGUGUCUCAAGGACCUAUUGUUUGACUCAACAGGCCCAGAAUGCCAAUGCCGCAACGAAACUCUGCCACCUUGCCCUGAUUUUGGAGCAUGCGCCGCCAUAACAUGUGGACCAGGCUUCUCCUGUGAGCCAUGUCCUUGUAAUUGUAGUAUCGCCCGGUGCGUUCCAACAACAACGCUUCCAAGUCCAGGUAAAAGCUAUUUACUUAUCAGUCCUUUUGAUUUUAAAUAUAAAAUGCAGUUAAAAUGGAAGGUUUUACAAAUGUCCUAUUCUGUUUGACUCUACAGGCCAAGGAUGCCAAUGCAGCAACAAAACUCUGCCAUCUUGUCCUGACUUUGGAGCAUGCGCAGCGAUAACCUGUGGACCAGGCUUCUCCUGUGAGCCAUGUCCUUGUAACUGUAAUAUCGCCCGGUGCGUGCCAACAGCACCGCUUCCAACUCCAGGUGAAAGCCAUGUAUAUAGUCUUUAACUUUAAAAUGUAAAAUGCCAUGGAAAUCGAAUGUCCCAAGGACUUAUAUUUUAUUGCUUGACUCAACAGGCCCAGAAUGCCAAUGCCGCAACGAAACUCUGCCACCUUGCCCUGACUUUAGAGCAUGCGCAGCCAUAACUUGUGGACCAGGCUCCUCCUGUGAGCCAUGUCCUUGUAACUGUAACAUCGCCCGUUGCGUUCCAACAGCACCGCUUCCAACAUCAGGUAAAAGCCAUUUACCUAUUAGUCCUUUUGAUUUUAGAUAUAUAAUGCAAUUAAAAUGGAAGGUUUAAAUGUCCUAUUCUGUUUGACUCAACAGGCCAAGGAUGUCAAUGCAGCAACGAAAAUCUGCCACCUUGUCCUCACUUUGGAGCAUGCGCAGCCAUAACGUGUGGACCAGGCUUCUCCUGCGAACCAUGUCCUUGUAACUGUGAAAUUGCCCGAUGCGUGCCAACAGCACCCCUUCCAACUCCAGGCGAGUCAUGGAAAUUUUUUUAUUAUUAUUAUUUACUUAAAGGAUGCAAAAUACAACUGUCCCAACGUAUCCUUGCCACCUUACCCUGAUUUUGGAGCAUGUGUAGACAUACCCUGUGAGCCAGGCUUUUACCGCGACUCAUGUCAACAGCUCCCCUUCCAACGCCAGGUGGAAGACAUAUACAGUCUUUUUACUUUAAAAUGUAAAAUGUAAUGGAAAUGGAAUAUGUCAAGUACCUUUUGUUUGACUCGACAUGCCCAGAAUGUCAAUGCCGCAAGAACAAUCUGCCACGUUGCCCACUUUUCGAGCUUGUGCAGCCAUAAGUUGUGGACUAGGCCUCUCUUGCGAGCCAUGUUCUUGCGACUGUAACAUCGCCCGGUGCGUGCGGCGAAGAGUUCCAGGUGAAAAUUCCUUUUAUUUAAACAUAAAAGUGUAAUUCUAAUUAAGGGAUUGAUGAUUUAUUGCUUAACUCAACAGGACGAAGAUGCAAAUGGCGUAACAAAUUUUUGCCACCUUGC
Messenger RNA from Porites lobata, 3480 nucleotides. NCBI's taxonomy places the organism in Eukaryota, Metazoa, Cnidaria, Anthozoa, Scleractinia, Poritidae. The record is from the annotation of a GenBank genome assembly.